This is a messenger RNA of Monodelphis domestica (gray short-tailed opossum), 1544 nucleotides long. It is a transcript of the gene C2H1orf162, whose product is annotated as chromosome 2 C1orf162 homolog. NCBI's taxonomy places the organism in Eukaryota, Metazoa, Chordata, Mammalia, Didelphimorphia, Didelphidae. The record is from RefSeq and is a predicted model, not a curated record.
AUGUGAGGACUUUGCAGUUGGGGGGAAGAGGAGGCUGUAUUUCAUCACUGCUAAACAAAUGAGCCUAGUGCCUAAAAAGGAAGCACGCACCACAGGCAUUCUGACUCUCAAUCAUCUUACUGGAGUUUUGCUUCUAAGAGGAACAAAGAAUGGGAUCAGAUAAUCAGAAACUGAUGAGCACUGAGAAACCAGACAUCCCAUCAACAGAAGCCCCAAAGAUUCAUAGUACAAAUUGCCCAAGUAUUUUUCUGAAUAAACAAUUCCUCUACUUAGCCCUGGCAUUUGUUGCUGGGGUUCUUCUGACGCUUCUGGUCACUCUAAUCAUCUGCCUCAUCAAGAAGAGCUGUCCCAAAUAUCCAAGCAGCCUCUCCCAGGAGAUUUCCCAACCCUUGGACCCUCCUCACAAGAGUUGCUCCAAUGCUGAGGAGGUCUUUAUCUCCGGUAACACAUCUUGCCAAGGCUCAGAAGAAAAUGGAGUCUACUUUUCCCAACAUCAAUCUGCAGAAUUGGACUGCAUUGUUUAUGCACAAAUCAAAGUACAAACCAAUGCCAACCUUGCCACCGAUGGAAGUGGGGGGACAUCCUAGAUCUGAUGCUCCCAGCCCUGGGUUAUUUCCUCCCUUACAGACCUUGGUCCCCUUCAUAGCUGUAUCAUAGCAAUCACUGUAUGGGUGUGACAUGCCUAAGUAUUUAAUCUGGUAAUUUUCAAAGUUAUUGGAUGAUAUUCUCUAGCCACGGAAGGGAUUGGCUUCGACUCUUAGUCUAAGAUCAUGAAAGGUUGGAACUAUGCCUUUUGUAGACUACUUUAGUUGUAUAUAGCACAGAAAGCUCCGAGAGCCAGUUACUACUCAAUUAAUGGUAUUAAAUGACUUUGGAGAAUUCCCAAUAAAGAAACCUUAUAUAACUUUGCAUUUUUCUUGAUAGCUCCUGCCUGAGUACUGAAAACUUUCUCCAGAGCUCAUGAGAAAAGGAGACAGAUAUCACAAAGGCAGAGAAAAUACAGAUAGAAGUCAGAAAUCAGAUAUGUGCCAUUUCUAAGAGAGUAGGAGUCUGGGGAGAAAAGAGAAAGAAUUGGCAUGAAAGUCAGUGGAAUGAGAGUCAGGCUUGGAGAUUCAAGAUCCUGGAUUCAAAUUUGGCCUGAAACACUCUGUAGCUGCAUGACCCUGGGCAAGUCACUUAACCCCAGUUGCCCAGCCCUUACUGCUCUUCUGAUUUAGAAUUGAUAUUUAGUGUAAACUGUAAGAAUGAAGGCAAGGAUUAAAAAAAAAAAGCUAUGAGGCCCUUACUCUUAGGCAGAGAAGAGGCCACCAUGAGAGAAACCAAGUUGGGGAAGUGGUCAAUGGUAGGCAGGAAAGUGAAACACAAGCUAAUCCAACUGGCCCCAUGAUGGCAGUGGAGAAUAAGACUUUCUUUGGGGCUAGACAUCUAAACAAGGAAGCUGGGGACUUUCCCAGACUGCUGGGAGGGGUCCUCUUCCUCAUCCUCCUCUGUUGAGGGAACAUGCCUUACAAAGAGAUACGAAAGAAUAGGACCAUUCUGUGAUU